Messenger RNA from Penicillium cosmopolitanum, 309 nucleotides. RefSeq lists its product as uncharacterized. The record is from RefSeq and is a predicted model, not a curated record. The coding region runs from base 1 to 309 and encodes 102 amino acids. The transcript has 2 exons. NCBI's taxonomy places the organism in Eukaryota, Fungi, Ascomycota, Eurotiomycetes, Eurotiales, Aspergillaceae.
AUGGAUAACCGUGGCGCUUCUAAGAAUCAGACCGGUACACUUAGAGCUCAACUUCAAAAGGCAUUGGAGGAAAAUCGUGAGGACAGUUCCGGAUGUGAAGAUACAACAACCACAACAUCUUCCGAAGACAACCAUAUCGUUCGUGCCGAUCGUGACCGCUCAGUCUUUCACAAGGACCCCCAGAGUAGACAUCACCACAGGCUUCAACCCGUGUCCGAUCGGAGAAGACAAGCAGUCGACAGCUUGUCGAACAGAAUGAGUGGGAAUUCAGAAUCUGCAUCAAAGAAAGCCGUCAAACGAGCGAAGUAG